Lizanozyma spartinae is the source of this 1308-nucleotide messenger RNA. RefSeq lists its product as uncharacterized. The transcript has 2 exons. The record is from RefSeq and is a predicted model, not a curated record. The coding region runs from base 1 to 1308 and encodes 435 amino acids. Lineage: Eukaryota; Fungi; Ascomycota; Pichiomycetes; Serinales; Debaryomycetaceae. Gene Ontology annotation, molecular function: calcium ion binding.
AUGACAAUAGAUGUCAUAGGGGUGGUGGAUCGCCAUAACGGUUAUGGUCGGCCUGGUAUGGGUCAGCGUAAGACUACAAACCCCAAACAACAGCAACAACAAGGUAACUAUUCACAACCUCCUCCACAACAGCAGCAAUAUUAUCAGCCUCAACCUCAACAGUAUCAACCUUCGCGAAUUCAACAUCAACAACUACCUCCUCCUCAAGUGCAACAGCCACCACCUCCACAACAACCACGAUAUGAUUCUUAUUCAAGACAUAAUCAAUCCCAACCUCUGUUGUAUCUGACUACACUGAACCCACAACAAAAACAACAACAACAACUGUACACCACUAUUCCUAUUCAACAACAACAGGCCGUUCCUUCUCAAUAUCAACAGUAUCUGUCCCCUCCUCAACAACUGUAUCAACAGCUGAACCACUCUCAGCAACAUUACCAACAACACUAUCAACCAAAGCCACAACAACAGCAACAACAACAACAUUAUGCUGCUCCUCCUCAACAAACUCAAGGUCAAUAUUCCAAUUACCAACAGCAGAGACCCCCAACAUCUCUGGCUCAUGGAUCAUACGAACAACAAUAUCCUCACCUGCAUUAUGAUGGACAUGGAAGAACAUCAGUGGAAAGUAUCCCUACUCGUGUAUCUCCACCUCAAAAGAGACCAUCUAAUGGUGAGCAAACAAUUCAUUCUGUACAACAACACAUGGAAAGAGUCAAUAUCUCAGAGAAUGCCAAACCUUUAACUUCUGCUCAAAAGAAGCUUGCUAAGCAACAAAAGUUAGAAAACGAGUUAAGGGCAACUUUCGAUAGAGUGGAUACUAAUCAUACUGGAAUAAUUAGUCCGUCAGAAUUGGCUCGGGCUCUUUCAAAUUUUGACAAUACUCCAUUUAAAGAAUCCACAGUUAUUUUAAUGAUAAAAUUAUUUGGUUCGAGCAAUCCUAAAAGUGGAUCACUUCGAGGUUUAAACUUUGAACAAUUUGUAGAUCUUUGGAAACAUUUACUGAUGUACAAGAAGUUAUUUUUACAAGCAGAUUCAGAUAAACUGGGAGACAUUUCAUUUGGUGAAUUCCAUGAAAUUGUAAAGGAGAUUGGCUACAGAUUAGAUGUUGAUUUGGUAUUAUUUGUAUUUCAAAAGUUUUGCCCGAAAGAUGUUAGUGAUAUUGGUAGAUUAAAGUUUGAUGUUUUCAUAGAGUUAUUGGUGUACUUGAGAAAGGUUACUGAUAUAUUCAAGAAAUAUGAUGAAGGUUUAACAGGUGUUGCUUCCAUUCCAUUUGCUGAUUUCUUAUUAGAGGUUACUAACUUAUGA